AUGUCUCACUAUAAUCCUCUCUUUGACGAGAAUGACGAAACACGGCAAUAUGAUAAAAGCUCAACACUCAAACAACCUGUGAAAACAGUCACUGUUUCCUCCUCGACACGACGAGGACUCAUGAAAAGAACUCACACCAAAGUGCAGUCCACAAGUUCCAUGAUGAUGAUGCCCAUCACGAAUCCUCAUCAUGAAUCCUCUUCAUAUCAUCAUUCUCAUGUUUUAUCCUCUUCCUUACAACCUUCCUCCCCAUCAAGUCCUUCUUCUUUCAAUUCUCAUCAACAACAACUCUUGUCCUCAUCUGUUGCGACGACCACCACGGCCUCUUCAUCCGCCUCUUCUCACACGACGACGACGACGAUGAUGAAACGUCCACCCAUUCUUGUGACUCGACGAAAUACUUCCAAUGUCCAUUCGACGAGUAUGUCGGAAUCGACGCCAACCACUCCGAGUGGAGGAAGAGAAGGUGGAGUGGAUGGUCAUCAUUGGGUUGCAUCCUCAUCAUUGGGAACGAGUCCCUCACACCAACAUUUCUCAAUUUCGGUUCCGAAGUCGCGAACGACAACUCUCUCCUCUUCUUCUUCCUCUCCGAAUGUCCUAUCUCCUUCUUCAUCGAUGUGGAAUCAUCAUGACCACCACAACCAUCAUCGUCAUUCCAUAAUGAAAACCCAUUCAUUGAUGGACCAUUUGGACGAUGCGAAUGAUCGUUCUUCAGAAGAGUCCUAUUAUGAUCCUCGUAUUCAUUCUCCAAUAACCUCAUCGAGGAAAGAAAAGAAAAAUCAUCAUCAUUCCUAUCGUCAAGCAUCAUCAUCGGCGUUCACUCCGCAGCAGCAUCAUCACCAGGAUGGAGAGUUGUACGAAGGAGAUGUCUUAUUUAGGAAGAGCAGCAGCGAUGAUAAUGAAUCAUCUUCCAAUGAGGAUCGUCAUUAUAACGAGGAGGUAGAGGAGUACAAUUUCAAUAAUAAUAUCAACAACAACAAUAAUCACCAAAAACCAUCAUCAUCUGUCCAUCAUCAUCAACCGCUUCAACAAAAGAGUAAGACAUCAUUUAAGCAAUUAAGGCGCACAGAAACUGUUACUCCUGAAAUCAUUGGAGGAAAUGUUUCUCAUCAUCAUCGUCCUUAUGCCCCCUCAAAAUUUGGAGGGAGGACAGUUCCGAGAGGAACAGUCUCUAGCUUUGCAGCUUCCUCUAUCAUGCCCUAUUCAUCGGUUGGGUCCAUGCUCGAUGAUAGGGUUGAAGGGUUUGAAAGCGACCCGGAAUCAAUCUCGGACGAAGAUGAUGUCUUUCUAGAGUCUGCUGCCAUUCUCAACAACAACAACAGACAAAAUUCACCCAAUAUCUUGUCCUCUUCGCCUCGAGCUGGAGUGAAAGCCACGACAUCACUCUCUUCAAGUCCAACUCAGAAACAAUUAUCGAGUCAAGUACCUCCUCUCAAGCAACCAAACAUUAAUAGCAGUAGCAGUGCGGAGCUACUCACUUCACGAAAUCACACAAAAGGCAUGUAUUAUAGAAUGCUCACUGGAGCAGCUACAACACGAGAGAAAAACAGAAAACUUGUAUCAAAAAAGAAUAUAUUUGGAUUACCCAUGUCGUUUUCAAAACAGCCUGCUGUCAAAAGUACAAUAGAGUAUAAGAAUGAAGAAUACUUGAAAGAAAUGCUUGGAAAAAAUAAGAAGGAUGCAACCACACCUUCAUCCUCUUCAUCAAAACAAGGAGCAAAAACGAUAACAGAAGAAUCUUCUUCAAGUGAUACACUGGAAGAUAUGCAAGACAAAUUAGUAAUGUUCCACAAAAUUCAAUGUUCUGAAGGAGCUCUUUCUACAACACCUGGCAGAUCGUUUUUGGAUGUUCCAAAAAAACCUGUCAGUACGGACACAAAAAAAGAAGACUCUAAGAAAAAGACUGCACAUCAUCAUGAUUCAUCACCAGCAACACCUAGCCCAAGACAAAUCGAUUUUAACUCAAACAUUAAGAAAUAUUUCUACAAGGUGAAUGCAGGAACUUGUACUACUACUCCAUCUUCCGUUUCUUUGAAUACAGAGAAUAUUGAUAAGAAACAAUUUGAGGUGGUUUAUUGGACUACCUACAAGGAUUUAGCAGAAGAAGAAAAUAUUAUUGAUAAUUUCUUCGUUUCUAACUUUAGUGCUAUGGAUUUGUUGUACAAACUCUUUUACAACAAUUCGGCAAACCCCAAACGAAAAAAGAAGCUAAAGGUUUUGUACAAUGCACAAAUCAUAUCAGAACAAUUAGAACAAUUGAAGGAUAUUUACAAACAAGUUACCAAGUUACGAAUGUGUACACUUGUGAAACAAAGUGAUGACAGAUUACAAAAAAAUCAGAUAAUUCACCAAGAAAAACUUAAUGCCUCUAUCUCAGAAGAUGAUGGAAUAGAACUAGUUGUGAAUGAGAAAGGAGAAAUUGAUAUUUUCAGCAUGAAAAAUAUUAUCAAUAAUUUAGAUCUAGAAGUCGUAAAUGAAAUUAGCCACAUACCAAAAGACAAACAGAGAAAUAUUACAGUGAAUGCUGAGGUUGGACUGGGCACAGAAACACCAAAGUCAGAUUUUAUUACUUUGAAGGAUUUAGAAAGCGAGGAUCGUUUUGAUCUAUCAGCUAAAAUUACCAGCGACGCCAAAAUCGAGUUCUAUACUAUUCGUAACUGGUUGACAAAAAUUUUAGCAGCAACAAUUAACAGAAAAAAGAAGGUGGUGAAAGACAGUAUGACUGAAGAGUCAGUUAUUACAACAGAUCCCAACAACAAGACACCUCGCAUUGAUUCCAUGGCAACCUCCCCUGUGACAGCCACACUCUUAAACAUGGCUGUUGAAAAAAACGAUGCUACUACAACUAUCACAGAUGACAGCCAGAAUUUCAGCUCUGAUUAUGAUACCGAUCCAGAUAGUUUGCAUAGAUGGCAGAGGAAGAGCGUUAUUCGAAAAGGGCCACUUGAAAAUGACACUCCUAAAUUGGAAAUGCUGCCAACAGAAUUACUUGAUUACAUGACGUCUCUAUCUUGCUCAGCGUCGACUCUUUUUGACACACUGGAGGAAUGGGAAGUGCGUAUUCAUGCCUUAUUCGCCUUCUUAGAAACUCUCACUCUCCAGACACCACAUCAACUGAACUGUAUAUUAAUAUUUUUGGGUGAUCUUAUUCUCUAUAACCAAAGCUUAAUGAGUUCGGAAUUUAUUCGUGAAUGUCUGAUUCCUUACUUGAAUACAAUUCUGAAAAAAGCCAGAUAG
Naegleria fowleri is the source of this 3237-nucleotide messenger RNA. RefSeq lists its product as uncharacterized. The transcript has 2 exons. The coding region runs from base 1 to 3237 and encodes 1078 amino acids. Lineage: Eukaryota; Heterolobosea; Eutetramitea; Acrasida; Naegleriidae. The record is from RefSeq and is a predicted model, not a curated record.